Molecule: messenger RNA, 432 nt
Organism: Musca vetustissima
Lineage: Eukaryota; Metazoa; Arthropoda; Insecta; Diptera; Muscidae
Gene: mRpL27
Product: large ribosomal subunit protein bL27m
Exons: 3
Coding region: 1-432 (143 amino acids)
Biological process (GO): translation
Cellular component (GO): mitochondrial large ribosomal subunit; ribosome
Molecular function (GO): structural constituent of ribosome
Source: RefSeq, a predicted model, not a curated record
AUGUCCUUUACAAUAAUGCAAAAACUUUCCCUGGGCUGUCUGAAGGCAGAACAGCCAUUGUUAACUACAAUACGUAACGCCAGUAAAAAGACCGGCGGUAGUACUCGCAACAAGAAAGGCCAUCCCAGACCUAAGCAUCGUGGAUGGCGUGUACAAGAUGGUCAUUGGGUUUCACAGGGCACAAUAUUGGCCACACAAUUAACAACAAGAUUUCAUCCUGGUUUAAAUGUUGGUUUCGGUCGCAAUGGUACCCUAUUUGCCAUGGAUCAUGGUAAGGUAUAUGUCACCUGCGAACCUUUAGAUCCAAACUGGGAUCAUACAUGGGUACAACGUCACUAUGCCGGUCGUGAAGGUCAACCAAUUCACAAGAAAUUCUUCAAUGUGGUGCCGGAAAAACAACAUCAACGUUUUCGUUUGGUAGAUGAAGUUUAG